This is a messenger RNA of Caenorhabditis briggsae, 1914 nucleotides long. RefSeq names its product Protein CBR-NHR-5 (gene Cbr-nhr-5). Gene Ontology annotation, biological process: regulation of DNA-templated transcription. Lineage: Eukaryota; Metazoa; Nematoda; Chromadorea; Rhabditida; Rhabditidae. The transcript has 11 exons. The record is from RefSeq and is a predicted model, not a curated record. Bases 1 to 1914 code for a protein of 637 amino acids. Gene Ontology annotation, molecular function: zinc ion binding; sequence-specific DNA binding; DNA-binding transcription factor activity.
AUGGCUUCUGGUCACAAUGCACAAAGAUCCCAGCAGAGCAGCAAUAUAAUCACCUUGAAUGACUCCGACGAUGAAGCCGAGGAUAGUAGCGGCAAUAACUUGGGUGGUAGCAACAAUAGUUCCAGUGCUUCGCUGAAUUUGUGUAGGGUCUGCGGUGCUGAAAAAGCUGCCCAUCACUACGGUGCUCUCAGCUGUGUAGGAUGUAAAGGAUUUUUUCGUCGAGCACUUUUAAAAGCGGACCAAUUGGAGUGUGCGGCCAAUGGAGAGUGUACAGUUAGUAUUUUGCAAAAAAUCCAAUGUCGAAGUUGUCGAUUUCAAAAGUGUCUACGAGAAGGAAUGAAUCCAGCGUUCGUCCGCCCGAAUCGAGAUGCACCUCCAAAACCUCGAAAACCGGUAACUACAGUAGCCACAUGCGACCUAACCGAUCGUGGCAGGACCACAAAAACACGGGAAGAAUGGAUGAAAAAGAUGACAGUGGAGAUGAGAACGAUUCUAAUGACUUUAUUGAAUAUAGAAACAAAAGUGAUGAAAGGAGACACUCAGCAAGAGGCAUCGAAGUUGUAUCCGCUUAAAGGAGUGGAUAAAUUGAAGGAGAUGAUUGAGAAGCCGAUGAGUUUGAAGGGAAAACGAACGGAAAUGAGAUAUGAGGCUUAUCGAAUGGCUGGAAAUGAUGAAUUAUGUGCAAUUGCUUAUCGAAGAUUGAUAGCUGCGAUUGAUUGGGUGGAGAGCUUGUCUCCAUUGUUGGGACAUUUGAGUGUGGAGGAUAAGAUCGCUCUGGUCAAGUCAUCAUUCGCUCCCUUGAUGGUGUUCAAUUUCUGUGCCAGGACAGCAGAAGCGUGUCAAGAUGAGAAUGUGUUAUGCCUUUGUAAUUUUGCAUAUGUACCAAGAAAUAUUUCAAAGAUGUAUGAGGAUACGUACCACCUCGGAAAUGGUCUUGUCGAACGAGCACUAAACGAACUCGUGGCUGUCUACAGGGAGUACGGUAUGCGGGAAGAAGAAAUCGUCUGUGUGAAUGCGAUGAUUUGUUUGAAUCCACUCGCCAAAGAUGUGUCGGAUACGCUUUUUGAGAAAAUUGUGGAGUUGAGAAAUCGAAUUGCGGACUGCUUGUUUUCAAUUGUGAAGGAAGUCAGGUUGAGCCCAACACCAAACGUUUGUUAUGGACAUAUUUUGCUAUCAUUGGCUACUGUAACGGAACUAGCCAAUGCAAUGAGCGAGAACCUCCAGUUCGCUCAAACAUUUUCGAAUCAAGGAGAAAUUCCAUUAUUAACAGAUUUGUUUGGAUGUUUCACAGUUGAACCAUUUUUCAAAGAAGUCGAUGAAUUGGCAGCGUUGAGUUUGGAAAAAGCAAUGGCAGAGAAAAAAGAAAUGGCGACGCAGACAGAUAGAAAACGCCAGGCCACAAUCGACGAGGAAAGUGAGGAGCCACCUCGACAGAAUUUCCGCCUUCUACAACCCCCAAACAAUUUUUAUAUCACCGAAAUGUUGGAUGAUUUGAGAGCACCGUCCUCCUAUCCCCUCUCGUCCCCCGACACUCAAGCACCAAUGGUACCUAACAAUGGUACACCAAUGAACAAUCACGCGGAGAACCAUCUGAUGGGAUUGAACUACGAUGCAUCUACAGUACCCAUGGGGCCAAGUACCGUAACCCAACAGUACCCUGCAGAUCAGCCAUCCACGUCAGCGGGACCUUCAAACGCCUAUUACAACUUCCCACCACCCCCUAACUAUCCCCCGUUGAACGCUGGCUACACCCCAAAUGUUAAUUACCCCCAAUUAUAUCAACAACCUCAAUAUUUUCAAAAUUAUCAACAUUCUACAGAACCUUAUCCAUAUCAACCCCAGGAACCAUAUUUUUAUAAUAGCCAAAAUUCGUCACAAAACUAUAACCAGUUUCAGAAUCAAUAUGCGUCUUAA